AUGUACUGUGGUUUUUUGUUUUUUUUUCCUUUUAAAAAGCGCAUUCAGUAUGCAAAAACAGACUCUGAUAUCAUCUCUAAAAUGCGCGGUACUUUUGCUGAUAAGGAAAAAAGGAAGGAAAAGAAGAAGGCCAAAUCUCUGGAGCAGUCAGCAAAUGCAGCAAAUAAAAAGGUUAUCCAGGGAGCAACACAAAAUUCAGCCGGUGCCCCAGGGACUGCAGCACAGAAUCAGCAGGUGCCUGAUAACCCACCAAACUACAUCCUUUUCCUUAAUAACUUGCCUGAGGAAACAAAUGAGAUGAUGCUGUCCAUGUUAUUCAAUCAGUUUCCUGGAUUCAAAGAAGUCCGUUUGGUGCCUGGGCGCCAUGACAUUGCAUUUGUGGAGUUUGAAAAUGAAAAUCAAGCAGGAGCUGCUCGAGAUGCUCUCCAAGGAUUCAAGAUUACUCCGUCUCAUGCCAUGAAAAUCACAUAUGCAAAGAAAUAACCGAAUGCUUUUU
Messenger RNA from Antrostomus carolinensis (chuck-will's-widow), 496 nucleotides. It is a transcript of the gene SNRPB2, whose product is annotated as small nuclear ribonucleoprotein polypeptide B2. Bases 1 to 483 code for a protein of 160 amino acids. The transcript has 4 exons. NCBI's taxonomy places the organism in Eukaryota, Metazoa, Chordata, Aves, Caprimulgiformes, Caprimulgidae. The record is from RefSeq and is a predicted model, not a curated record. Gene Ontology annotation, molecular function: RNA binding.